Molecule: messenger RNA, 4366 nt
Organism: Paramuricea clavata
Lineage: Eukaryota; Metazoa; Cnidaria; Anthozoa; Malacalcyonacea; Plexauridae
Source: the annotation of a GenBank genome assembly
AUGGAUGUCACAAUUGUCGACGAGUUGUUCAUCAAUCUUGGGGAUCCAGGGAAAUUUCAAAUGAUUUCAUAUUUUUUCCUGGUAACAAACAUGAUAUUUGCUAUAGCUAAUCAUUUGAAUGUCGUAUUUUAUGCGGCCAAGACCCCACACCAUUGCAAACUAAAUGUGAAUCAGACCUUGCAGGAUUUUGUUCCUUUUGUGAGACACAGUAAAUAUGAAGAACAAUUAGAUGGAUGUCAUGUUUAUACAGCAUUGAACAGCUCUGAGACGGAGCCAUGUCGCAAUGGAUGGACAUAUGAUUUAAAACAUGGAGAAAAAACUAUUAUCUCGGAGGUAAUUGCAUAAAUUUGUAUUUUAAUAUUCAUUCUUCCAAAGUUAGCAGUAUUUUCCAUCCAGCAAAGUGGCAAAUUCUCCCUAUCGUUUCUUUUUGGAUUUUUUUUAUUAAUUUGGUUAGGAUUGCGGUUGGGUUAAAGUAGGUGUAGGGUUUGGGUUGGUUACAUAGCCGUUUAAUACCUCUUCCAAAAAUGAUGUCAGGUUAGGGAGCUGUUAACUUCACAUUUCCUUCAUGGGGAUGGUAUGGAUGUAUUCUGGAAUGACCCAAUAAUACCUAUUUCUGCAAACGAAAACCUCCUUUAACACUCGGACAAGAAACAGGAUAUUAUUUCAUAAUCUUGGGCUGCGCCAGUGUUGUUAUUGUGCCAAUAUUAAUAAUUAUUGAUUGAUAGGGAUACAACUACCUGAAAAAUACAAGGAGAACUUCGAUGUUCUGAGCAAAAGCCCUUCAUCCUUCGGCAGUCGACUUGUGGCAAGUCCGACAGAAAUCCGUUUAGAAAUCAACAGAAAUCAGAUUAGAAAUCAAGAAAUCAGGUUCGAAUUCGCGUGAUUUCGAAAUCUCGUACGCUUCAUGUGGCCGUGUCGGCUAUGGUCGGACCCCUCUGGCAAGUCUACUAACUUUGUGGCAAAGGGCCUUCACUCGAGAUGUCAAAAUUCUAGUAUUUUUCAGCUAGACUCAUUCUAGUAUUUUUCUAGUAUCUUUCAGCUAUUUUCACCUAUCAAUCCAACAUUUUUUUAUGCUGUAUUUCUUCUAGUUUAAUCUUGUGUGUGAUGAUGCAUAUAAAAGUGAACUGGCAACAACAAUAUACUUUGGUGGUGUGAUGGUCGGUUCGUUAUUUUACGGAUUUCUUGCAGAUAAAUAUGGUCGAAAGCCUAGCCUCGUAAUUGCUCAGUUAUCAGCAGGAGUUCUUAGCUUUGCAAUAUUUAUAUUUAGAAAUUAUUAUGCAUUUGUCAUCUUACGAUUUUUGCUUGGUAUUCAAGUCCAGGUAAUGAGAGGAUGAUGAUUGCAGUUUGGUUGUGUGUGUGUGUUUAUUUUCUGGAAAGUAUGUCAGCUUGGCUAUGCAGCCUCGUUUCACAACAUUAUAGGUUUAACUGUCACCUAUAUAAAUAUAAGACUGUACUUUCCGGAACUUGGGUGUAAUUGUGAACUAACCUUUUUUAUUUUAAAUGCGAGAGGUGUAAUUUUAAUUUCACUCUUCUGAUUCAUCUAGGCUUUUAUUACAUUAUCUAUUGUGUUAGCUAUGGAGCUAUUCCAGACAAAGCAUCGUGCAAGAGCUGGCGUCUUUUUUGGCAUCAUUGCAGUAUCUGGGGGUGUAGUGUUGGGAAUACUGGCAUAUUUCAUACGAGACUGGAAAUAUAUUCAACUAACUCUCUCUUUCUUUCCAUUCAUUCAACUACUGUUUUUAUGGUAAGUCAAUCACUUGGAAGGUGAAGGCUAUGGGCUGGCAUGAUCCAUGUGGGCCUCGCCUUUGCCGACAAAGUGGGCCUGGCAGACAUGUGACAGGGUUGUGGUUUAUGAUAACAACUUAAAUUUUUGAUAGGUAUUCUUCAAUGUAAUUUUAAUAUCUAUUUUGAAUGUUUCAUUUUACACAGUGUAUCAAUAUUGUAACUGUUUUGAACAACUAAAGGACAAACAAAAUCAAACAAUUAGGCCUUUGGUAAUAAAAUCAUGUUCAAUUUGCACUAUAUUUACACUAGAGCAAUGGAAUGGCAAUUCACCUGAUUUCAAACCAGAUUCUGGAGUCUGGGCAGGUAUUUUAUGUUGAAAUUGUGCUGACAGAUAUAACAUUUGGGGGUUAGACACCGCCCUGGACCCCUCUUUGCUACACCCCUGUCUGUCAUUAAUGUCUCUUCAUCAUUUUUCAGUUUUGUUCUAGAGUCCCCACGCUGGCUGAUUGUGCAUAAACAAUUUGAUAAAGUGGAGAAGAUUGUUCACCGUAUAGUUUCUUUCAACAACUUGCCAUAUCCAGAGCAAGUCAUGCAAGGAAUUAAAAACAACAGCAGCCAGUAUCAAACAACACCAGGUCAAAAGGCAACUGUUUUAGAUCUCUUUAAAUCUCCGUCCUUACGACGGACAACUUUCAUCUUAAUUAUCAUAUGGUAAGUAGCAGGACCUUUUUAACAUGGUAGGCUGUAGUUGACAGAGCCAAAAGGUCCUAGACUGGAACCCCACCCAAUAAUUUUUACGAGAAUGGCUUGUGCAGGAGCGCCAGUAAUAUCCAAUCAACUCUCAUGCAACUCUUGUUCUUGUUUGACCAGGGUUUUAGUGUGACGCCUGCAAAUUAUUAUAUAAUUUUUUCCGUAGGUUCACCGUCUCUGCUGCGUUUUAUGGCUUGGCGAUCAAUAUUUCGUUCUUGUUUGGUGAUAAAUACGUCAAUUUUGCGAUAAGCGAGGCAGUAGAUAUGUGUGCUGUCAUAUUAAUGUUCUGGGCUGUCCCAAAGUAUGGAUACUUUAUGUCCUGAGUUUGUUUCUUAUUUCAUGAAUUCUAACUAAAGCUCUUUGUGUUAAGGUUUGGUCGUCGUAUGCCUUUGACUCUCGCGUUCUUUAUUUGUGGAAUGGCGAAUGUUAUUUCAGUCAUUACAAUCACUAUUGAAUCAGGUAUAAAAUUUCAGAGUUGUUCCAACUGUUUCAUCUCCUGGCCCUGGGCAUAUAUUGGCGGGACAAUAAGGGCCAUUGCAUAGACCAUUGGCAUUGUAUUAUGUUUUGCCGUAAAUACAUCACGAUAACGCUUGAUUUAAGUCAGAACGGCAAUAUUUUUUCGUUAUUUAGAUGCAACGUGGGUAAAAAUCCUAGGAACAGCGACUGCACUUCUUGGAAAAUCUUGUGCAGUAUCUGCAUUGAAUACGUUACCAACUUUCACUGCUGAACUUUAUCCUACUGUUAUACGGUAAAUGAACUGCGUUUGAAUGCGGUUGAAAUGUACAUAAUUCUUGACUGGCAUGUAGUAAAACACUGACUACCGGAACACCGGAACACCACCUAACCCUAACCCCAACCCUAACCCCCAACCCUAACCCCAAACCCUAACCCCAAACAAAAUGGUGGUGUUCCGGUGUUCCGGUAGUCAGUGUUUUACUACAUGCCAUUCUUGACUGGUCUGUGCCAAUGUGGGUAGUGCCACGCCCCGGUAGUGGCAUAAAAAAAACUUUGGAUGGAUGGAAAUGAAACUGCGUGAAAAAUACAAGGAGAACUUGUACGUUCAAGCUGCAGGAGUUAGUAACGACGAAGGGCCUUGAAUUACUCAUGAAGCAAAUAUUGGGGGCGGGGGUUGUUACAUCCGGACUCUAAAAUUCCGUAAUAAAUUUUACUUUGUUAUUAUCUUUUGUAUGUUUUAGGAAUGUGAGUCUGGGUGUGAAUGGUGCUUGGACAAGAAUUGGAGGGAUGCUUUCACCCCAGAUAUUUUUACUUGUAAGUUAUGGAAAUAAAAAUGGAAAUUAUGGAAUAUGGGUGAAACAAUACGAUGCUGACUGGCGUGUACACACGUAAAAAUCUCACAACUUGUCAACAAGAUACAAGCUUGUCAACCAGUUAUAACAAUUCUGUAUUUCAUCAAGUUGCUACAAGUCACUCACAACUUGUUGACAAAUUGUUGAAGUGCAGGACGAUAACUAGUUGUUGGAACAACUUGUAACAACUCUGUUCAGCUCAGCAACAAGUUGUCAACAAACCAUUGACGACACAUCCUGUUGCCAAGUUGUUGGGACAGCAUUGCUACAAGUCUGCUGCAGGUUUGUUACAACUUGUGCGUUUUUACGUGUGUAAAUAAAGUGUGAAUUUUAAACAUUGACCUAAAGUUUGCAACUUCCUUCUAUAGGGUGCAUACACAGCUACGUAUGUCCCAUAUUGCAUUCUGGGCGUGAUAUCUCUCACGAGCGCUUUCUUAAUAUUACUGCUGCCUGAAACACAUAAUAAAUCAUUGAUGGAUACCAUUGACCAUGUCAGAGGAGGAGUGGAAAGGAGGGACGAAGAUGAUGGGAGUUCGCAAAUGGCGGAGGAAAAGGAAGCGUUCUUUCAUGAGGAAUCUUCAGUAUAG